AUGGAAGAAGCAAAACUUAACAACUCCGUCACCUCCACCACCAUUGAAGAAAUUCAUCCUGACAUCCUUAAUCAAGUCCUCAACCACCUUGACGGCACAUCGCUCGCUUCGGUGAACUCUGCCACCUCUUACCUCCGUUCCAUCUCGUCCCAUCCUGACCUCUGGCGCUACCUUUGCCUCUCCACAUGGCCAUCCCUACAUCACCCUCGCAUCCUCCCUCUGGUCAACUCCUCCCCCCACCGCUUCUUCUCCGACGUCUUUCCCUACCCCACCUCAUUCACACCAACCAACAAUGCCGACCUCCCCGAUGAACUCAUCUCUGCCGUUGAUCUCUACAAGAAUGACAUCCCAAUAUCUUCAUUCGUUCUUGAGUCUGACACCUCCUCCCCGAAUCCUUUAUUCCACAUUUCUCCUUUCGUAAUCAGUGGACCAGAUAUUGUAACGGACGUAUUGCCAGAAGAGCUGACAUUGAGCUGGAUCGUGAUAGACCCGACGACAGGACGGGCGGUGAAUUUAUCGAGCCGAAGGGCGAUGGUGGUGAGGCGGCAUUGUUUGUGCUGGGAAGCGGUGGCGCGAUUCACAACGGCGAGAGAUGGGUGGGUAGUGGGAGUGCUAGUGAAGUGGUGGGAUGAAGGACUGGGACUUGUUGAGUUGCAUCUAACUAUAUGGGACGAGGGUGGUGCGCCUGUGAGCUAUAUGGAGGGAUUGAGAGUCGUGAUGGCAGCAAUGGAUGCGGAGAGGAAGGCGUUGGGAGAGGAAGAGGCGAAUGAGGGAUAUUUUGAGUAUUACGACAUAAAGAUAAACAAAGAAGAG
Molecule: messenger RNA, 813 nt
Organism: Dendrobium catenatum
Lineage: Eukaryota; Viridiplantae; Streptophyta; Magnoliopsida; Asparagales; Orchidaceae
Product: F-box protein At2g27310-like
Exons: 1
Molecular function (GO): protein binding
Source: RefSeq, a predicted model, not a curated record